Molecule: messenger RNA, 819 nt
Organism: Beta vulgaris subsp. vulgaris (sugar beet)
Lineage: Eukaryota; Viridiplantae; Streptophyta; Magnoliopsida; Caryophyllales; Amaranthaceae
Product: auxin-responsive protein SAUR71
Exons: 1
Coding region: 176-589 (137 amino acids)
Biological process (GO): response to auxin
Source: RefSeq, a predicted model, not a curated record
GAAAAGAUUUAUCCCAACUCACCCAAUAUUCUCCCUUAUUAAUACACUUUCCUCACCUUCACUCCUUCCAUCACAUAAUUCCCUUUUCUCCAAGACACACUCUUUCUCUCCUCACCACAACACAACACAACACCAAACUCCUCUUUGACUCUUUUACAUCUCAAAAAUCAAAAACAUGAAGCAAUUAAUAAGAAGACUAUCCAAAGUAGCCGAUUCUUCCUCAGAUUCAUCAAACUCAUACUCCCUUCUCCGGUCCGACUCUCUAAGUUUACCUCGUCGAACCGGCCGUGCAAGAAAAACCCAACCCGGUCGACGGCGGUCUGUGCCAUCAGGUCAUGUCCCGGUCUACGUUGGUGAAGAAAUGGAGCGGUUUGUAGUGAACGCGGAUCUAAUGAACCACCCGAUAUUUGUUAAGCUUCUGAAUAUAUCAGCUCAAGAAUACGGAUACGAACAAAUUGGUGCUCUUCGGAUCCCUUGUAACGUCGUCGUUUUUGAACGUGUUCUUCACGCUCUGAAAUGUGGUUAUGAUGUUUCUUCCGAUUUACAUGAUCUUAUUAACUCAACGUCUGAUGAAGUCAUCUUUUUUUAGCAAUUACUUGUUUUUUUACUAGAUGUAGAAAACAAAUAUGCUCAGAUCUGGAUGAAUUUCAUCUGUUUUUGUUUUGCUCUAAUUUCAAUUUGUAAAUAUAGGAGAUUGGAGUUUCAAAGGGAAGAAGAACUUUUUCAAUUUAUUUGUUUUUUAGGGACUUCUUCUUUUUACUUUGUUUUCAUGGAUCAUGUAGCAAUCAAAUUAUUACUUCCUUUUUCUGCUUUCACUUA